AUUGGACCCAACCCAUGACGAUCCCCACUCUUGACUUUGUUAUACACAGCACAAAUCAACAAUUCACUAGUAUAAAAUGGUGGUAUACAUAUUCAAGUAGCAACAAACUUAUUUACUAGACUUGUAUCAUUGAAAACACCCAUUUUCUUCUUUCUUAUUCCUCCUGACUCUUUGUGUUAAAUACACAAACAAACCCUGAAAAUGAGUAUUAUUGAUGCUUCACAGUUAGAAAAUGAGUUAGUUAAUUAUACUAAAACUUUGUUUGAUCAGGGGAUUCUAAAUGAUCAAUUUACUCAACUUCAAUCAUUACAAGAUGAAAGCAACCCAAAUUUUGUUGUUGAAGUUGUCAACCUUUUCUUUCAAGACUCUCAAAGACUCCUCCAUGUUUUAGCUCAAUCUUUAGAACAAGCAAAUGUUGAUUUCAAGAAGCUUCAUACUCUUGUUCACCAAUUGAAGGGGAGUAGUUCUAGCAUAGGGGCACAAGGAGUGCUAAAUGCAUGUAUUGCAUUUCGAAGGUGUUGUGAUGACAAGAAUGUUGAAGGAUAUUUUUUUUUUAUUGUUUAUAGGUGCUUAAUUAGUCUGCAGCAAGUAAGGAAUGAGUACAUCCUAGUGAAGAGCAAACUAGAAACUUUGCUUCAGUUGGAACAACAGGUUGUAGCAGCUGGUGGGACAAUUCCUAAAGUAGUGGAAGAUAUGAAAUGAAACUACAUCUCUCAAGAGUCAAGACAUAAAUUACAUACAUCAACAUGGAUAUGAACCAUUAAGGUGUCCAUAGAGGUUAUGGAUUGGAUUUCAAAUAAUUGGAUCAUUUUAAAAUAUAAAAUGUAUAAAUUAGUAUAUUGAUACAAUUCAUAUUUAUAAUUAGUUAAGGUGUUCAUUCGGAUUAUCGGGUCAAUUUUAGGUUAAGUGUUUUGGGUCAGUUUGAAAUCAUAUCUCGUGUCCAUAUUGGUUUUACAUAAUUAUAAAUCUAUUUUUGAGUGGGGUCGAAUCGGGUUCAAUUAUAAGAUCGGGUGAACAUCGAAUCUUCGAUUCUGUUUUGAACACCUCUAUAAUCGGGUCUGUUUUAAGUCGAUUUGAGUCAUUUUAGAUUAAUUCAAUUUUAAGGGGGUGAAACAACUUAAUAAACAAUGGUUGUGUAUAUAAUUGGAGUGUUGGAUGUUACUCUAUAUUAAACAAGUUUGUUGUCUUUUGCCCUCUAUAUGAAGGGUAGACCUAAACAAACAGUACUAAAUAUUAUAAUCUUCAAAGACUUUUAUUUUUUUCAUGCUUUAAAGUUUUAAUUGUAGUUAGGAGAACAAUUGGUCUUGUAAGAGAUUAUAUGUAUAUAUUUGAAUUCACAUGAUUUUAUUUAGGUUUUCUUAUUUGUCAUGCCCACACAACAAAUACCAUAAG
Molecule: messenger RNA, 1392 nt
Organism: Amaranthus tricolor (Joseph's coat)
Lineage: Eukaryota; Viridiplantae; Streptophyta; Magnoliopsida; Caryophyllales; Amaranthaceae
Product: histidine-containing phosphotransfer protein 1-like
Exons: 6
Coding region: 202-702 (166 amino acids)
Biological process (GO): cytokinin-activated signaling pathway; phosphorylation; phosphorelay signal transduction system
Cellular component (GO): nucleus; cytoplasm
Molecular function (GO): histidine phosphotransfer kinase activity; protein histidine kinase binding
Source: RefSeq, a predicted model, not a curated record